AAAUUGAUAACUUUGAUAUCGUUUCUGCAGCCUCCGGGCCAACUGGUUUUUGGCCGGAAGUGUCCUCAGGCUCGGAACCUUGUUUCACAAACGUCACCCCCAGCCCGCCUCGCAGCGUCCUAAUUCCUGCAAGUCGAGUUUGCAGAAAGAACCCCCCCAACAGAACACCUGUCCCUCUCGAGUUCUGUCUCUUCUCCAUAUAUUCCUUUCCUUUCCUGCUGUUGGUUGGAAACGCACGAGACGACCAACUACACACUACAAGCAGACAUCAUGACCGUAACGAAAGUUUUCGCUUCCACCGCGCCGGCGGACCUGGUAGACUUCUCCAAAGACAGUCUGAAAGUUGCGGCUGCAUCCAUUGCCUUCAACCCUAUAUUCUGGAACAUCGUUGCUCGUCAAGAAUACCACAACCGAAUACUGACCAAGCUCUUCGGAGGCAACUCCCGCUACGGCUGCUACUUCCUGGCGGUACUGAUCUUCUCGCUUGGUAUAAUCCGGGACUACUUCUACGAGCAAGCGCUGCGGGACCAGCCCGCGCUCGACAUCCUCCAGUCACCCACCGUCAAGUACGCGGCCGGCGGUCUCUUCCUGACCGGCAAUGUGCUCGUCGUCUCGAGCAUGUGGGCGCUGGGUGUUACCGGCACCUACCUGGGCGACUACUUCGGCAUCCUGAUGGACAGCCGGGUCACCGGCUUCCCGUUCAGCGUUACCGACGCACCCAUGUACCACGGCUCGGUGCUGAGCUUCCUCGGCACCGCCCUGUGGUUCGGGAAGCCCGCUGGUCUCCUGUUGACGCUGUUCGUGUUCGUGAUGUACCAGUUUGCGCUGCGGUUCGAAGAUCCCUUCACCGCAGAGAUCUACGCCAAGCGCGAGCGCGCGCGGGCCAAGAAGUCGGGCUAGAUGCCGAUGCUUCCCUCCCUCUCUUGUCUCGUCUCGAGACAUCAUGUUUUCCUAUUUUUUCACGACGUUAUGCUUCAACAUUAAAUGUCGUAGUUGAGUGUGCAAUGAAUUCAACUCGUUGCCGCGGUGCGUUUACCAAAGAUGUUUUCCACGUUGCAUGUGAAGUGAAGUGCAAGUGAAUAUGAUGUGCGCGGAGGGAACUUGUAUGUAGAGUGCCUUGACGAUCGCACGGCUGAAUGCUGGUGCUGGUGAUGCAAGCACACCCAGCGCCGGCGCCGUGUCCAGUACAUACAAGGCAAGAUGACUUCAUAGAGUACCUGGUGGCUUGCAUAGGGCUCGUAGGGGUGUGGACGGGAUGCAAACCGAU
Messenger RNA from Tricharina praecox, 1267 nucleotides. Its product is annotated as phospholipid methyltransferase-domain-containing protein. NCBI's taxonomy places the organism in Eukaryota, Fungi, Ascomycota, Pezizomycetes, Pezizales, Pyronemataceae. The transcript is spliced from 6 exons. Bases 271 to 900 code for a protein of 209 amino acids. Gene Ontology annotation, molecular function: S-adenosylmethionine-dependent methyltransferase activity. Gene Ontology annotation, biological process: phosphatidylcholine biosynthetic process. The record is from RefSeq and is a predicted model, not a curated record.